Trichosporon asahii var. asahii CBS 2479 is the source of this 759-nucleotide messenger RNA. RefSeq lists its product as uncharacterized. Lineage: Eukaryota; Fungi; Basidiomycota; Tremellomycetes; Trichosporonales; Trichosporonaceae. The record is from RefSeq and is a predicted model, not a curated record. Bases 1 to 759 code for a protein of 252 amino acids. The transcript is spliced from 3 exons. Gene Ontology annotation, biological process: negative regulation of DNA-templated transcription. Gene Ontology annotation, molecular function: DNA-binding transcription factor activity.
AUGUCCUCCGACGAACUGCAGACGUUCAAGGACCAGCUCGCGCUCGUUAAUCUGCAGCUCGAGUCCGACCCCGAGAACGCGGAUCUCCUCCAGCUCAAGGACGAGUUCAAGGAGCUCAUUGAGCUGACCGAGGCGGCCGCCGCUGCUGAGGCGGCGAAGGCGGCAGCGAAGGGCAAGGAGAAGAAGCACCGUGGUGACCGGGAACAGCAGCGUGAUACCGCCCCGAAAGAGGAGAUCAAAGCUAACACCAACUGGCAAGAUCAGGGAGAGUACAGGGCCGGCAUGGACUGUAUGGCCAAGUACAAGGAUGGCAAGUGGUACCCUGCGCGCAUCAACGCUGUUGUCGGAUCCCAGGACUCCCCAUUGUACACGAUAACCUUCAAGGGUUACACGUCGUCUACGAACGUGCCCCUCUCCUCUCUCCGGCCACACGACCCGACGGCGCCGAUCCCGAAACCGCAGAAGCGGCAGAACGAUCUCUCGGAGCGCGAGAAGGAGAAGAAGAAGCUUAAGGGCGAGAAGUGGAUGGAGAAGCAGCGUGCGCGGGCCGAUGAGGCCAAGGGACGCCAGAACUCCUGGCAGAAGUUUGGCAAGAAGGCGGCCAAGAAGGGCAUUCACAUUGCCGGUCUCGAGGGCAAGAGCGUCUUCCAGACGCCGGAUAACCCUUAUGGCCGCGUCGGCGUCACUGGCUCCGGAAGGGGAGUGACGGGGUACGAGCGCAUGGGCAAGCACAAGUUUGACACGGACACGGACAACUAG